GAGUACAGUGUGGUCGGUCUCUCAAUUAAAAUGUAUGUCAGAGCGCUAUGAAAAACAUUAACCUCUGUGGCAUUCGUGUCUGAAUUGUUGAGCAAUUGUGCGAGUGAAAAGCGCUCAUUUGGAGAUCCGUUAUCACCCAGAACGAGACCAUGUGACGAUCUGUAAGGUGGAGUUGGAACACAAGAGCACCGCCUCAGUCGGCUCUUAACUGUUACAGAGGAUAUACCAUCAACCCUGUCGAUUAUACGUUUCUCGUGUUGUUCGACAAGUGAAACCCAUACAAAGUGGGCAGCGGGUAGUUUUCGAAAGGAAAUAAAAAAAAAAAAUUAAAAAAAUGGCCGCUAAAAGUAUCACAGACUCACUAAUGAUGACGUGACAUCACAUCCUGUGAAGACCAUUUUAAAAACAGGACUAGGAUUUUUUUUUUUCUCCCCAAAAUGGCCGACAUCCUUCCCCUUGCCCCUUGGAACUGCUCCCCGUCGGCCAACUGUUCCCGCCGGAACCUGUCGCUGCUGAACCUGGGGGAGGAGUGCCAGGGUCACCUGCCCAUGUUCUUCGUCAUGGCCGUCGCCUACAGCGCCGUGGCCCUCCUGGGCGUGGUCGGGAACCUGGCGCUCGUCCUCAUCAUCGCCCGGCAACGGGAGAUGCACAACGUCACCAACAUCCUCAUCGCCAACCUGUCCGUGUCCGACCUGCUGGUGUCCAUCGUGUGCCUGCCCUUCACGCUCGUCUACACCUUCAUGGACCACUGGGUGUUCGGCGAGGCCAUGUGCAAGCUCAACGGCAUGGUGCAGUGCUUCUCCGUCUCCGUCUCCAUCUUCUCGCUGGUGCUCAUCGCGGUGGAGCGCCACCAGCUCAUCGUCAACCCGCGCGGCUGGCGGCCCAGCAACCUCCACGCCUACGUGGGCAUCGCCGUCAUCUGGGUGCUGGCCGGCUGCACGUCCCUGCCCUUCAUGUUCUUCUCGCUGGUGACGGACGACCCGCUCAAGCUGCUGCCGCACUUCCACGAGCAGUACAGCGGCAAGGUGGUGUGCGUGGAGGACUGGCCCUCCAGGACGUUCAAGCUCACCUACACCACCUGCAUGCUGCUGAUCCAGUACGUGGGGCCGCUCUGCUUCAUCUUCAUCUGCUACUUCAAGAUAUACACUCGUCUGAAAAAGAGGAACAGCAUGAUGGACAAGAUGCGGGAGAGCAAGUACCGUUCGAGCGAGACCAAGCGGAUCAACGUCAUGCUCUUCUCCAUCGUGGUGGCCUUCGCCGUCUGCUGGCUGCCCCUCAACAUCUUCAACGCCGUCAUCGACUGGAACCACGAGGCGGCCAUGAACUGCAACCACAACCCGCUCUUCUCCCUCUGCCACCUGACCGCCAUGGCGUCCGUCUGCGUGAACCCGCUCUUCUACGGCUUCCUCAACCGCAACUUCCAGCGCGACCUGCACGUGGUGUUCCGCAUGUGCAAGCUGAGCGCCCGCCGGCCUGAGGAGUACGACACCAUCGCCAUGUCCGCCGUGUCCACCGUGCAGACCGACGUGUCCAAGAGCUCGCUGAAGCCCAGCAGCCCCGACGUAUGACCCCCGCCGGGGGGGGGGGGG
Molecule: messenger RNA, 1589 nt
Organism: Anguilla anguilla (European eel)
Lineage: Eukaryota; Metazoa; Chordata; Actinopteri; Anguilliformes; Anguillidae
Product: neuropeptide Y receptor type 1-like
Exons: 3
Coding region: 438-1568 (376 amino acids)
Biological process (GO): G protein-coupled receptor signaling pathway
Cellular component (GO): plasma membrane; neuron projection
Molecular function (GO): neuropeptide binding; neuropeptide Y receptor activity
Source: RefSeq, a predicted model, not a curated record